Molecule: messenger RNA, 564 nt
Organism: Acanthamoeba castellanii str. Neff
Lineage: Eukaryota; Discosea; Longamoebia; Acanthamoebidae
Product: LIM domain containing protein
Exons: 2
Coding region: 1-564 (187 amino acids)
Biological process (GO): muscle tissue development; sarcomere organization
Cellular component (GO): Z disc; nucleus; cytoplasm
Molecular function (GO): structural constituent of muscle; actinin binding
Source: RefSeq, a predicted model, not a curated record
AUGUCCGGCCAGAAGUGCGUGCGUUGCCAGAAGACCGCCUACCCGCUGGAGUCGGUGCAGGUCAACGAGAACCGCUGGCACAAGAUCUGCUUCAAGUGCGUGACCUGCAAGGUCCAGCUGAACGUCAAGACCUUCUUCUACCGCGAGGGCGGCGCCUACUGCGAGAAGUGCGGCAGCGCUCGCUUCGACAAGAACGCACAGACCGCCGAGACGAUGGAGACCAAGAACGUGAAGGAGAAGCCCAAGGUCUCUCUCGUGAACGAGCAGUUCAAGGGUGAGCUCGUGGGCCAGAAGUCGAGCGAAGACGCCACGUCCCUUCACAUCGCCAACCGAGUGCAGGCCCACGAGCUCGCCACCGACGUCAACAUGGUCAACGAGCAAGUGCGCGGCGAGCUGGCUGGCCACAAGACGGCAAUCGACGCUGGUUCCAUCUCCAUCUCGAGGCCGCUCGAGAACUCGUCCCUCAUCAAGGAGACCAAGCUCGUGAACGAGCAGAUCCGAGGCGCUGGUGCCGGCCAGCAGUCCAACCAGGUCGCCCAGGCCGCCGCCGUCAGCGGCGUGUAG